AUGCAGCGGAACAGAUGUCGCCGUUGUGACGAGCCCGGCCACAUGGCUGCCGCGUGCCGUCUGCCUCCCGUCUGCCUCCUGUGUGGUCUGAAGGGCCACUCAGGAGAAUUCCGCUGCCCCAACAUGUUCUGCUACAUGUGCGGCCGACCGGACCACCCAACCGAGCGGUGCCCGCGCCACAUCCAGCAGGUGUUCUGCGCGCUCUGCAAGGCCAACGGUCACGUGUCGGACUCGUGUCCCGACCGCUGGAGGCGAUACCACGCCACGACGUCUGCAGACUGUGCGCCGGUGCAGCCGCCGGCUCCGCUGGACAGCUGGCCGCCGCGCAGCGUCAGCUGCUGGCAGUGCGGCGUGAGAGGUCACCCCGGCCAUCAGUGUGGAGAUGAGCGGUACACGAGCCUGGCGUCGCUCUCGCAGCGGGUCAUUUCCUACACGUCAGCCACGUGCGAGAGCAGCGCCGUCUCCGGCCUGGUGGCCACGCCGGCGCAGAUGGAGGCCGUGUUCGGCCGCCGCCGCCGGCAGCGGCUGGAGGCCGACACGGGCGCUACACUCACCUACGAACAGCUCGGCGCCAGCUCGUGGCUGAUCAACUUCACCGGCAGCCAUGAGGCGGCGGGCGCCGCGCGCGCCCACGUGCUGGACACGCUGCAGGGCGGCGGCGGGCGGAGCCGGCCGCGGCCUCGGAGUGAGCCCUCCUCCCCGGUUCGCUCGGAGGCCGAGACGGGUCCGGCCAGCGCGCCGCCCAGCCCGCAGCCGGCCUUGGCGCGCGAGCGGCGCCGCCUCGAGAAGCAGGCGAGACGCGAGCUCAAGGCCAUCGAGAGGAAGAAGAAGCGCGCCAGACGGCGCGACGAGAGACGGGCGGCGGCGGCGGCUGCUGCGGCGGCGAAGGAAGGCGAGACCGUGGCUGAGGCGGGCGACGGCGAGGCGGCGGGGAAGGACGGCGCCGUUGUGGCCGAGGAGGUGAUCUUGUCCGACUCGGCCUCACCGUCACCGCACGCCGGAGAGCAGGUGACUGACGAGGAGGUGGUGCUGGUGGCGGAGGUACGCCACCGCCGGCCGCUGGUGCAGCUCGUUACCGUCGUGUCGGACGACGAGGAGGAGCUGGACCGGUCCGCCCUGGCCAAGAAGCUGCGCCACCUGCGGAAGAAGAUGCUGCGGAGUCUGCGGCGCGGCGGAGCGGCCGCCGGGGUGGACGACGCGCCAAGACCGGACGCCGGAGACCAGGACACGGGAGGAGGAGAGGACGUACAAGAGCUGCGUCCGGCUGGAGCGGCCGGUGCAGGGGCCGAGGCGGAACGAGCACAGCCGCCCCGGAGGGCGACGACUCCUCGUCAGAACGGCUUCCGGCCGCCGACCGACAAAGCCAAGGAGAAGCGACAGCUCAAGGUGGCGCGGGUUUUGAAGAGGAAGCUGACCGCCGACGGCAGAUUCCGGCUGCACCUGCCGGAGGGCUGGGAGACGCGGCAGAACUGGAGGAAGGUGCUGAAGAGCCACGGCAUUCUGAAGUUGAGCGCGCCCGGCGUGGCGGAGACAGCGCGCCUGCGGCAGGCGGAGUCGGCAUCACAGGCCGUCAACGGGUACUCGCAAGAGGCGCUGGAGCAGCUGCAUAAGCACGGCUAUACAUACGCGCCGCUGACGAAGAAACAGCGGAAUGAGUACAGGAAGCAGAGAGAGCUGGCGCAGGAAGGCGCUAAAUCUAUCGACUUCAGGCUCCUGACCCGUCUGGAGACGCUGCCCGUCACAGAGCGGGAGGCGGCCCUGAUGCCGCUGUUCGACGACGAGUGGACACGGAAGCUGCGGUGCAGUCUCCAGCUCCCUCCGAACGCCGACCUGACGGCCAUCAUCGGCACGAUGGAAGCUCAUCUGCAUGUGGCGUCCAUCGACGGAGACGCGCGGCUGCCGACCAACCUGGACGCUGUCAUGGGCGACAGUCAGGUCCCGAUCGCGGAAGAGCCGCAGGAUCUUACCUGUUUCACCACUUAG
Molecule: messenger RNA, 1983 nt
Organism: Pollicipes pollicipes
Lineage: Eukaryota; Metazoa; Arthropoda; Thecostraca; Pollicipedomorpha; Pollicipedidae
Exons: 9
Coding region: 1-1983 (660 amino acids)
Biological process (GO): nuclear polyadenylation-dependent snoRNA catabolic process; nuclear polyadenylation-dependent CUT catabolic process; nuclear polyadenylation-dependent snRNA catabolic process
Cellular component (GO): TRAMP complex
Molecular function (GO): RNA binding; zinc ion binding
Source: RefSeq, a predicted model, not a curated record